Molecule: messenger RNA, 563 nt
Organism: Drosophila bipectinata
Lineage: Eukaryota; Metazoa; Arthropoda; Insecta; Diptera; Drosophilidae
Source: RefSeq, a predicted model, not a curated record
UCGAAGGAGUAGGCCAGUUAGUUGCUGGAUAACGAAUAAAUUAUUUAACCUAGUAUUAGCUCAAAAAUAUUUCAAUUAAAAAACUCAUACAACAAUGGUUGAUCGUGGCAAUAAUUUGGUUCUACCGGUCGGGCCUUGCAGUACAGAGGCGACAGAAACUCAGACAAGCUUUGGUCCGCCCAAAAUCAAAAAAGUACUCCCGACUCGGGCUAAUCGUAUGGAGCAGUUCCUUUGGCAAGAAUUUUUCAACGAAUACAACCGUCAGGCUUCAGCACAGCCGGAACGAGCUAAUGAAACUACAGAGUACUAUGACCAGUUCUGCAAGGAUAUACCUCCCAAAGAUGAGGAAUUGGAAGAGGUCCUUAUAAACAAGUAUCCGCUGUACUGCACGACAGCUGUCACCGUCUGGAAUCACGUUGGCGAUCCCACCAUGACAUUCAAGAGGAAAUAUUCUAUAACUAAGCCAAUUCAUGAGUGCUCCGAAAAGUUUGCACCAUAGAGGAGUUUUAAAUCUGAUUACAUUAUCGUGGAAAUGUUUAAAAUUAUAUUGAAAAUAAUAUUUU